Messenger RNA from Neospora caninum, 1629 nucleotides. Its product is annotated as putative TCP-1/cpn60 family chaperonin. NCBI's taxonomy places the organism in Eukaryota, Apicomplexa, Conoidasida, Eucoccidiorida, Sarcocystidae. Gene Ontology annotation, biological process: protein folding. The coding region runs from base 1 to 1629 and encodes 542 amino acids. The record is from RefSeq and is a predicted model, not a curated record. Gene Ontology annotation, cellular component: chaperonin-containing T-complex. The transcript has 13 exons. Gene Ontology annotation, molecular function: ATP binding; ATP-dependent protein folding chaperone; ATP hydrolysis activity.
AUGGCGUCUGCUGACGUGGCAACAAAGAGCGGAGGAAGCAAACCUAGCGGCGGCAAGCACGACGGCAUGUGGGCGCAUGAUGAGAAGCAAAAGGAUAUCCGCAGGCAGAACAUCAUCGCCGCAAAGGCUGUCGCCGAUGCGGUGCGCACCAGUCUGGGGCCUCGUGGGAUGGAUAAAAUGAUCCAAGGGCCACGUGGAGAUGUCCUCAUCACCAACGACGGUGCGACGAUCCUCAAUGAAAUGGCUGUCGUCCACCCUGUAGCCAAAAUGAUGGUGGAGCUGUCGAAGGCGCAAGACGUGGAGGCAGGAGACGGAACAACAAGUGUAGUGGUGCUAUGUGGGGCUCUUCUCGAAGCGUCCCAGCAGCUGCUCGACCGCGGUGUGCACCCUCAGCUCAUCGCCUCCUCUUUCCUCGAAGCCAGCAAGCAGUCGGAAAAGAUCUUGCAGGACAUGGCGGUGCCUGUGGACCUGAACGACCGCGAGAAGCUCAUUCAAAUUGCUGCGACAUCCCUCCAGUCGAAAGUCGUCAGCCACAACGCGAAGCUCCUGGCGCCCAUUGCUGUCGAUGCUGUCAUGAAGGUUCUGCCUGAGGGCGGGGAUGUCGACACCGUGGACCUGAACGAUAUCCGCGUGGUGAAGAAGCUAGGCGGCACGGUCGACGAAAGCGAGUUGGUCAAGGGCAUUGUCAUGGUCGACCAGAAAGUCUCGAAGAGAGCGGGCGGGCCUUCCAGGAUUCAGAAUGCAAAAAUUGGUCUGAUCCAGUUUUGUCUGUCGGCUCCCAAGACGGACAUGGAGAACAACAUUGUGAUCAAAGACUACACAGCCAUGGACCGCAUGCUGCGAGAAGAGCGCAUUUUGAUUGCCAAGAUGGUCAAGCAAAUCGCCGCCACCGGAUGCAACGUCUUGCUCAUCCAAAAGAGCAUUCUCAGAGACGCCGUCAACGAUCUUUCUCUCGAUUACUUGGCAAAAGCCAAGAUCAUGGUGGUUCAAAACAUCGAACGCGAGGACGUCGAGUUCAUCAGCAGGACUCUCGGCUGCCAACCAGUCGCGUCGCUCGACCACUUCACGGCGGACAAACUCGGACAUGCAGACCUUGCUCAGGACGAAAUGGUCGCCGGCGGCGGCCACAUUGUUCGCAUCACGGGAGUGAACGCGAAGAACACCGUCACAGUUUUGCUGCGGGCGUCCAACAACCUGAUGUUGGACGAAACUGAGCGUUCUCUCCACGACGCUCUCUGUGUGGUCCGAUGCCUCGUCAAAAGAAGACAGCUUCUCCCAGGCGGUGGAGCUGUCGAGGCCGAACUCUCUCUCAGACUGAACGAGUGGGCUAGGACGCUCCCAGGCGUUCAGCAGCUGUGCGUCAGAAUGUACGCAGAGGCGCUCGAGCUGAUCCCCUACACUCUCGCCGAGAAUGCAGGUUUGAGCCCGCUGGAAAUUGUCACAGACCUGAAGCUGAAGCAUGCGCAAGGCGAAAAGCUCGUCGGCAUCAAUGUGCGUCAAGGCUGUGUGUCGAGCAUGGUUGACAUCAACGUGCUGCAGCCCUUGCUGGUUAGCUCCAGCGCGGUGAAACUCGCCACUGAGGCAGUGAUGAUGAUUUUGAAGAUCGACGACAUCGUCAUGUGCCGGUAA